AUGCUGAAAUUCCUCUCAAGAGUGAAAAUCGAGUUCAACGCAUUGGAUCCACGAACCGCAUCGUGUAUGGAAUUUCUCGCUCAAUGCAACUCACGAAAGGCCAAAGAAUCAAACCCUGCUUGCGAAGUCGAGGUCAAGCGUAAGAACGUGGCACAUCCGCCGCAGAUCACGGUGACGUUCGUUAACGGCGUGGAAGAAGCUUUCGAUGCAACGUCGACGCCGGCGCACCAUAUAACGAAGAUGAUUCUGGAAAAAGGUCAGUUCCUUGAGACUGAACAGAUGUUCCGUGAAGCUGGGGAACAAUGGCCGGUUAUCAUCCCCGAUGAAGAACUCUCUCAACACGCACCUGGCACAAAACCUAGGAAAGCAGAGGAGAAGAAGCAAUAG
Messenger RNA from Lathyrus sativus (Indian pea), 387 nucleotides. The record is from the annotation of a GenBank genome assembly. NCBI's taxonomy places the organism in Eukaryota, Viridiplantae, Streptophyta, Magnoliopsida, Fabales, Fabaceae.